CCAGAGGUCUGCCGUUUACCGACCGUACGGAUCCCUCCGAGUUACAUCAGCGGUUCCUUUCCCACACGUGCUUGGUGCGGUGAACGUCGCAUCUCCUCCUCUAAGAAAAUGUUGUCCAAAGCAAGGUUUUUGGCUACAAAUUUGUGCGCCAUUAAUGGAAGAAAGAACAUAUCCCAAAUACUUCAGCAGGGAUCUGUACAAGGAAUCCUCUCCCAGAAAGAUGUCUUCAGUGUUCAGUCAAGACAAAAGUCAGAUGGUGUCAAGGGUGCUGUCAUUGGUAUUGAUUUAGGCACAACAAAUUCAUGUGUUGCGGUUAUGGAAGGAAAAGCCGCCAAAGUUAUUACCAAUGCUGAGGGGGAUCGUACAACACCAUCAGUAGUUGCAUUCACUAAAGAUGGAGAACGCCUUGUUGGUAUUCAGGCCAAAAGGCAAGCUGUCACUAAUGCAGGGAACACAUUUUAUGCCACAAAACGACUGAUUGGUAGGCGAUAUGAUGAUGCAGAAAUAAAAAAGGACAGGGAAACUGUGGCGUACAAAAUCGUUAAGGCUAGUAAUGGUGAUGCUUGGGUCGAGGCAAGUGAUGGCAAAGUAUAUUCUCCAUCACAGGUUGGAGCCUUUAUCCUUGGUAAAAUGAAAGAGACUGCUGAAGCUUAUGUUGGCACUUCAGUGAAAAAUGCUGUUGUUACCGUCCCUGCAUACUUCAAUGAUUCUCAGAGACAGGCUACAAAGGAUGCUGGUCAGAUAUCUGGUUUGAAUGUUCUGAGAGUAAUAAAUGAGCCAACAGCUGCUGCAUUAGCAUAUGGCAUGGAUAAAACGGAAAGAUAAAGUGUAACUGUGUAUGACUUGGGUGGCGGUACUUUUGAUAUAUCCAUCCUGGAAAUACAGAAGGGUGUAUUUGAAGUCAAGUCCACAAAUGGUGAUACUUUUCUUGGAGGUGAAGACUUUGACAAUCAUCUAGUCAACUUUUUAGCAGGAGAAUUCAGGAAAGAGCAAGGUGUGGAUGUUACCAAGGACAACAUGGCAAUGCAACGAUUGAAGGAGGCAGCUGAAAAGGCAAAGAUUGAAUUAUCAUCAUCUACACAGACUGAUAUCAAUUUACCUUAUUUAACAAUGGAUGCCUCUGGGCCCAAACAUAUGAUGUAUAAGCUCACACGUUCGAAGUUUGAAGGUAUCUGUGAAAAACUAAUCAGACGAACAGUGGACCCCUGCAUUAAGGCCCUGAAAGAUGCUGAGUGUUCUAAGUCUGAUAUUGGUGAUGUUAUCCUUGUUGGUGGAAUGACUCGUAUGCCAAAAGUGGUGUCAACUGUGCAUGAAAUAUUUGGUCGCACUCCCAGUAAGUCUGUAAAUCCUGAUGAAGCUGUAGCAGUGGGGGCAGCAAUUCAAGGCGGUGUACUUGCUGGUGAUAUAACAGAUGUUCUACUCUUGGAUGUCACACCACUUUCUCUUGGAAUUGAGACACUGGGUGGUGUUAUGACAAAGCUUAUUAGCAGAAACACAACUAUUCCUACUCGUAAAUCACAGGUAUUUUCAACAGCAGCAGAUGGUCAGACCCAAGUAGAAAUUAAGGUGCACCAGGGUGAACGAGAAAUGGCAGCAGACAACAAACUACUUGGUCAGUUCAGUCUGGUUGGAAUCCCGCCUGCUCCCCGUGGUGUCCCACAGAUUGAAGUCACUUUUGACAUUGAUGCUAAUGGCAUUGUACAUGUUUCAGCUAGGGAUAAGGGCACUGGAAAGGAACAGCAAAUUGUCAUUCAGUCUUCGGGAGGAUUAAGCAAAGAAGAAAUUGAGAAUAUGGUCAAGAAAGCUGAACAGUAUGCAGAAGAAGAUAAGAAACGCAAGGAGGUUGUUGAGGCUAUUAACCAAGGGGAGAGCAUCAUUCAUGACACUGAAAGUAAAAUGGAGGAGUUCAAAGACCAACUGCCUGCUGAAGAGAGUGAGAAACUAAAAGAGAAGCUGGCUCAAGUCAAGGAACUACUUGCCAACAAGGACAGCACAGAACCUGAGGAAAUCAAGAAACAAGUUGGUGAUUUACAACAAGCAUCUCUGAAAUUGUUUGAAAUGGCUUAUAAGAAGAUGGCAUCCGAAAGAGAAUCUAGUUCCUCUGGAGAAAAAGACAAAAAGGAAGGGGAGGGCCAGCAGUGAGUUGGUUUUAAGUGUUAAUGUAUAAAUGGUAUAGGUAUGUAAUGGCAGUCCUUAGUUUUUUUUUUAUUUAUUUUUAUUUUAUUUAUUAUUAUAUAUAUAUAUAUCUAUCCAAGGAAGUAUAUUUGCUAAUAAUAUUGAAUGAAUGGUUAACUAUUAUGCUAGAGAUAUGAGAGCAUGUUUUAUUAAUGCAAUGUUCAUGUAUAGUUUGUAUCAUUGGCUAAAUUGAUUAUAGAUAGUGGUUACCAUGUAUGAAUGAGUUUUUCUUUUUUGUAUAGAAGAAUAAUUAAGUAGUACUGAUGUAAAUAUAUAUAUAUAAAUAUUUUUUCCAUAUGUAAAUUCAAAUAUUCCGACAUAGACGUCUAUGUAUUAAGUUAAGGUUUGGUUUGAACAUUUUGUAAAAAAUGAAGUGUAAAUAUCGUUAACAAUAAAAUUGUUUUUUAUUA
Messenger RNA from Macrobrachium nipponense, 2585 nucleotides. It is a transcript of the gene Hsc70-5, whose product is annotated as heat shock 70 kDa protein cognate 5-like. The record is from RefSeq and is a predicted model, not a curated record. The transcript has 14 exons. Gene Ontology annotation, biological process: protein folding. Gene Ontology annotation, molecular function: ATP-dependent protein folding chaperone; ATP binding. Gene Ontology annotation, cellular component: mitochondrion; cytoplasm. NCBI's taxonomy places the organism in Eukaryota, Metazoa, Arthropoda, Malacostraca, Decapoda, Palaemonidae.